Molecule: messenger RNA, 4962 nt
Organism: Ylistrum balloti
Lineage: Eukaryota; Metazoa; Mollusca; Bivalvia; Pectinida; Pectinidae
Product: actin-related protein 3
Exons: 11
Coding region: 54-1310 (418 amino acids)
Biological process (GO): Arp2/3 complex-mediated actin nucleation
Cellular component (GO): actin cortical patch; Arp2/3 protein complex
Molecular function (GO): actin filament binding
Source: RefSeq, a predicted model, not a curated record
CCUGGGUGAAAGUUUGCUGCAGACUCAAGUCUUAGUCUAAUUUGAAACCAAACAUGGCUGGAAGGCUUCCAGCGGUUGUCAUAGAUAAUGGCACGGGCUACACAAAGAUGGGAUUUGCUGGUAACACAGAACCCCAAUGGAUCAUUCCAUCAGCUAUAGGUGUUAAAGAGUCGGCUACGGUUGGUGACCGAUCGAUACAGAGGCUCGGCAAGGGGGUAGAGGAUCUGGACUUUUACAUUGGUGAUGAAGCUCUCAGCACUCCUUCUUACUCUGUGAAGUGGCCGAUUCGACAUGGCGUGGUAGAGGACUGGGAUCUUAUGGAAAGAUUCAUGGAACAGGCAAUCUUCAAAUAUUUACGAUCAGAACCAGAAGAUCAUUUUUUCCUCCUUACGGAACCCCCACUCAACACUCCAGAGAACAGAGAAUACACAGCAGAAAUUAUGUUCGAGUCUUUCAAUGUACCAGGUUUAUAUAUCGCUGUACAGGCUGUGUUAGCGCUAGCUGCGUCUUGGACGUCUCGACAAGUAGGGGAGAGAACUUUAACAGGAACUGUGAUUGAUUCAGGAGAUGGUGUUACACAUGUUAUACCUGUGGCCGAAGGCUAUGUUAUUGGUAGCUGCAUCAAACACAUCCCGAUAGCUGGGCGGGACAUCACAUACUUUAUACAACAACUGCUGAGAGAGAGAGAAGUAGGAAUACCACCAGAACAGUCCUUAGAAACAGCAAAAGCAAUAAAGGAGAAAUAUUCUUAUGUUUGUCCAGAUAUUGCUAAAGAGUUUGCAAAAUACGACAAAGACCCCAGCAAAUGGAUGAAAAGGCAUGAAAGUAUCAACAGCAUCACAAAGCAGAUAUUUGGGGUGGACGUUGGCUAUGAAAGAUUCCUCGGACCAGAAAUCUUCUUCCAUCCAGAGUUUUCCAAUCCAGAUUUCAUCACACCUAUCUCAGAGGUGGUCGACACUGUGAUCCAGCACUGCCCUAUAGAUGUUAGGAGGGGUUUGUAUAAGAAUAUCGUUCUUUCUGGAGGCUCAACUAUGUUCAAAGACUUCGGUAAAAAGUUACAACGAGAUGUAAAGCGUGUCGUGGACCACAGAUUAAAGAUUAGUGAGGAACUUAGUGGAGGGCGAAUAAAGCCCAAACCAAUCAAUGUACAAGUAGUGACUCACCAUAUGCAGAGAUAUGCAGUAUGGUUCGGUGGAAGUAUGCUAGCCUCAACUCCUGAAUUUUACCAAGUGUGCCACACAAAAGCCGACUAUGACGAACACGGCCCAAGCAUAUGCAGACACAACCCUGUAUUUGGGACAAUGUCCUAACCGUAUCUGCCUCCUAGGAACAAAUUGAACUCAUAGACUACAACAAUUUGUACACAGACCAGAACCAAGGAGUUGGUGGGGAAUCAUGAGAGACAUCCGACUGCCAAUUUGACUACUGCUGCUGCGAGUUGAUAUUAAUGCAGAAACCAUUGAAAGGCAUUCUCAUGCUUGUCAGUGAUAAGGACUUAAACAUUCUGUUAUAAAAUAUUUAAAAAAAAAAAAAGAAAAGAGGAAUCGGUCUUGGCUUAAUAGUUGAAGCAGAUAUUUGAAUGGUUCCCAGACAAAUGUAAUGUCAGAUAUUUGCAAUUAUUUGAUGGUAUUUUUUUAUUCUAGGAACAUAAAAAUGUGAGUAAAUUUAAAGCAUAUGUUUCGGUACAGGUAGAGUGUUGAAAACAACCAGUAGCCAAUUCUUGGUUUCUGAUGUUCUGCUCUAGCCCUAUAAGUUGUAAUUUUGCUCACAGGCAAGAAUCAAAGACAUGAUUGUAUGCUAUUUAUAGAUCGCAUUAUGAUUAAUACACAUGAGUUUUAUUGAAGACAGUAAUAUAUUAUCGAUGUAAAUGUUCAAGACUUGUGAGCAUUACCGUAAAGGGGAUAUUUCACUCAGAAUCUGACUGAAAUAUCUCGUAGGAAGUUUUAUCAGGUCAAAACUAUCAUGACUAAUCUGUGAUUAAAUUUGGUGCAUUACUUUUUCAUUACUUAAUGUCAGUUAUACAUGAAUAGUAAACAUGACAGUUACUUACCUCCAUGUUUAAAUUGAUGCAGAUGUUCAGUAAAAAAAUAAAUAACAGCAUUUUUUUUUUUUACUUUUACAAUUCCAAAUUUUACUAAAUAUUGUUUAUUUAAUUAGUACACCUUAUGUAAUCAGUUAAUGGGUAACAUCAUGGACAAAUUAAGUGACUUUAAUAACACUAACAAAACUGAAAUGGGAAGUUUUUCUUGAGUCAUGUGAUGCUGUUAACUAUGAUUUAAUACACCAAUUGCCAAAAAUGAUAAAAAAAAUCUAGUUUUGCAUUUAUAUUAGUGAUAGAAUCACAUUUUUUUUUUAUAUAUACAUAAUUUUUUUUUUUUAGAAAGUAGUGCAAAAAUGAAAUUUUUCGAUGGAUAAUGAUAGCGAAAAUUUCCUUUAGUAAUACUUAUUUCAGCUUGAAAAUGAUGAGUUUUUUAAGUUGAUUCAUGGAGUGUUUAAAAAUUCAGUUGGUAUUGAAAUGCACAACAAUUUUCAACUUGGCAGUAGAAUUUAUGUUUGCUCUGAAUAUCUUUCUCUGAUGAUGCAUGUAGCUUUCUCCAAACAGAUGCAGUAGCCUUUUUUUAAAAUUACGUCGGUAAAUAAGGUUAUCAUGCACAAGAAGUUUCGUGUUCAUAAAAAUGUUGCUGGUAAAAUAUUGUCAGUUUUUUUACCGUUGACACUGAAAAAUCUGAUGUAUCUUUUCAGCACUUCAAAUUUUAUGUGGGGCAAUUUUCUGGAUGCUGGAAACAUGAGAUUUAAUAAUUUUGUGCUGUUGGUAAAGAUAUUGGUUUGAAGCCAUUUUGAUAUUAUCAAAGUACAGUAAUGGUCGGAAAGUAUUGUAUAAAAAAAAUUCCCAAAUUACGACAUUCCAAGUAUAUGUGCCAUUGGGAAUUGAUUUAGUGCUGUUCAUACAUUGGCCAUCAGUUCUUUGGAAAAUCAUUAGUGAUAUUUGAUAUGACCGGAGGUUGCCUGUCUGUUAUUAUGUCAUGUGGAAAAUUCAGCAGAGACACGUUUGAAUAGUGGAGUAUGACCGUAUCUGAUGGGCUGGUUCCUAUUUCAGUUCAAACUUCAAAACUUCUGACAAAUUAAUUUACCCAUCAUAAAGGAACAUAAAAUGUAGACAUAUUUAAAAAAGUUGCUUUUUUCUUUUGUAAAUUUGUUCCUCUGCUAUCGGGUAGUCUGGAAUUGGCUAGAGAUUUAUGAAGUAUGUUCCCUUUUAUAUCAGGUAGCGUUGAUUUGUUUAUUAAUAUUAUUCCAUACAGUCUGGUGAGGAAGACGGUUAAAAGAGGACAUAUCUGCACCAUAUAACACCACUAGGCCCCUAUCUUACAGAUUAUGUUAUUUUUAUUUCAUAUCAUAUUUAUGUUAAGUAUAUAUUUUUUUAUCUUCCAACAUCAGUGUAAUAGUAUAAUUAUGCUGUUAAAUAUGCUGUUAAAAUGCAGAAACUAUUACACCCGACUAUAACCUCAGUAGUAUGAUCUUUUAUGAUUAUGACAUUGCGAGAUGAUAAUGUCUGCUUGAUACUUGGAAUGAAAAAGAAUAUUUUUGUUUUAAAAUCCUAGUGAAUGUUUUUUUUUUUUUUUUUUUUUAUGAAAUUGAUAGAAUCUUCCCUAUCCUUGGCCCUUGACAUAGAGAGAAAUAAACUCCUGGGGAAAGGUGAUUACACACGAGACUUGCAGAGUAUUAGUAACAUAAUAAUCUUUACCCAAGGGUUGAGAUUGACGAUUCCUGUGUAGAAAUUGUCAUUCUAGGAGCCACACAUAAGUUUUGUUUGAAGCAGCUUCCCCACACUUGAAUGUGUCGCCUUGCUCAUAGAAUAAAAAUUUCAGGAACAGCUUAACGUUUAUAACAAGUUUAAGACAUGAAAAAGUGUGUUAUUGGGUAUAUCUUCUGCUUAAUAGGAUUUUAUUUAGCAUUUUCAGACAGGUAGGAAGGGCUUGAAAAAGAUGUUAUAAAAUCUUUGUUGCAAUAUCAAAAAACCAUAGCGAGAGAUAAAAGAUAUGAUGGUCUUUACUUGUAAAUUAAACAACCUUACUAUGAUAAUAAUCAUACAUAGUACUUGUAUCAAGCUUGAUGUAUACUGUAUACAUGUGUUUCAUUAUUUGUUGACUAUCAUUUUUGGUAUGUUGUGAAAAAAUUACUUGAAAUAUCAUACAUACAUGUUACCUUUUGUUCCUCAGAAUGGAAAUUUUUUUGCAGUAUAAAAUCUGUCACAUUCAAAAACGGUGAAUUUGAAAUCUGUUUUUAUUAUAAAAGUUGAUUUAGAGAAGUAAUUCAGUGUUUUGAAAGUGCAUUUGAAUAAUGUUGUAAAACAUAGAGAAGUCGAAAUGGAAUGAGAUGAUAGCUGUAUCGUAGGUAUUUCAAAUGAAACUUGACACCAGUGUACUUUUUACAUUAUUUUCAAGGUAUUGUUAUUCUGCUGCAGGUAAUUUUCUUUAGUUUAAUGCAUAACAAAAGAAUUUUCAUAAAUACAAAUAAUUAAGAUAUUUUACUCUCUUCCUAUAACUUGUUUGCUAUUAUUAUUUUUUUUUCGUACCGUCACAUGAAUCUGGUCAAAGGAUUGCUUACAAGACAUUUUCAAAUUGAUCAAAUUUAUUUCUAAAAUAAUUCAUAGAAAAUAAAAUUAAUGUGUACAGUGUAGUUUAUAUCAUAUAUUGACUUGAAAAGCAGUUUACAUGGGGUAUUAUACAUGUAUCAUAUACCUACAGUUUGCUAAACUUAAACAUAGUGAAAUAGCAAACUUUUAACACAGAUUUUCCAGAUUAUGGGAAAACCAGCUAAUACUAACACCGUGUUAAAAAAGGAUAUAGGAGAGAAAAAAGAUGGAAGGUUUGUUCUUCAACUAGAAGAUUGUAAGUAUAAUGUACAAACGUGGUAACAUUUGAUACAAAAUGAUAUGUAAAUAUUAAAACAUAAAAUAAUAAA